GAUAUAUUUUUAUGCUCGCCAUCAUUUCUGGACUUGGAGGAUGGUGUUCCUGUUCGAUUACAUGCAAGUCUCCAUCUAACGAAAUUGUCGACUGGUUUAUUGUGUAUAAAGUACCAACAUUAUCAGGGAACUUCAACACUGAAGGCUCAGAAUACUUUUACAUGGAUUCCCUGCAAACAUCACCAAAUUUUUCUGAUUGCAAUCGGGACAUCCAAAGUACAAAAACAAAUCCUGUUUAUAAAACACUUCUUCCUUUAUAUAGCAAGUCGAAGACACUGCAAAAUUACGGAAUGUACAACGAUCAACCUCCAAAUAAAGAUGUAGGACAAAGCUAUGGACAUUCAAAGGGGACUUAUGCAUUUGGCAAGGACUCUGGAUUUUGGAUUAUAUCAAGUGUACCACGGUUUCCAGCUGCUGUUCCGGAAAGUAUAAUGGAAAGUGUCAGUGAUUCCUAUAUAUAUAAAGAUAGCCAAACAGUGAAGGGACAGAUAAUUUUCUGUGUCACAUUGGGACCUAAGUAUAUGGAAACAUUGGGUACAGCAUUUGCUACAACAAAUCCCUACAUUUAUUCACAAAACGGAGGAGUGCCUUUGAAGGGAGAGCUUACAACAUAUAGUAUGCCUAUCAAAACUAAAGGAAAUGAAGAGUUAAAAUUGUUAGCAAAGUCGUCUUCCUUUGGAAAAGAUUUAUAUUUGGAUUUGAUCAGGAAGGAACUUAAUGAUUCUUUAUACGUUCAAACAUGGCAACCCAGCUUGCCUUCUAAGGACUCGGUUACUAAUGUGCAAAAUGUCUGCUUUGAGAAUGGGCUGACUUACGGCACAUCCCUUGAUCAUUCGAAGUGGGCCGUGGCAAAAAAGGAGCCAUGGACAUGUAUUGGUGAUAUAAACAGAAGCGAAACUCAGUAUAAGAGAGGUGGAUUAGCAUUGUGUUUAUAUAAUGCAAAAGUUGCCAACGAAUUUAGAAAACUGGUUCUGGAGGAAAAUAGAUGCAAAGAAAAAAAACAAAGAAAAUCCAAAUCCAAGACUUGUCGAAAUUCUGUGUCUAAGAAUAUUAAAAAAAUUAAAAAAGCCAAGACAAACAGAAGAAAAAAUGAUAAAAAUAAAUAUUUGUACCGCAAACAGCUGCCGAUAUCAAUGGGAAAGAAAAUACAGAAGUAAAUUAUGCAUUUGCAGAGAAGGCAAUUAAUAAUCCUUUCUACCGGAUGUAAUACUAAUAAUGAAA
Messenger RNA from Saccostrea echinata, 1221 nucleotides. Its product is annotated as deoxyribonuclease-2-alpha-like. The transcript has 8 exons. Gene Ontology annotation, molecular function: deoxyribonuclease II activity. Bases 12 to 1157 code for a protein of 381 amino acids. Gene Ontology annotation, biological process: apoptotic DNA fragmentation. The record is from RefSeq and is a predicted model, not a curated record. Lineage: Eukaryota; Metazoa; Mollusca; Bivalvia; Ostreida; Ostreidae.